CUGCACUGCAUUUCUCGAGGAUAUCAGAGGUCAUACCUGCAUUUCAGUUUGUGCCUUGUGGGAUCCCCCUUGCCUGGAGGCUCUCUGCAGGCAGAGGUCCAGCCUCACUGCCUCUGGACUCUUUCCUGCAACUGAGAAACGACCCAGCCCACAGCAGGGAAGGAGUUAAGUGCUUGACCAGCUGCUGUCUGUGAGGCACUGAAUUCCUUCCCUGUGCAAUCCAGCAGCCAGUGUCAGGACAGCUAUAUUUAGAAAGCUGAUAAAGGUUUGGUGCCAGCAGUUGUCCUGCCCCUCGAUGAAGAAGCUGUAGAGGGAGUGAGAGGGGGGCAGCUGGUUGCUUUCCCCCCAGUACCGCUCCUUGCUGCCUUCGGACUCCUUUGCUGUGUUGCCAGCAGGGACCCCCAGUGGAGCCAUCAGGCACAGGGGGAUCCCCAGCAGCCACCAUGGCCAGCGGCAGAGAUUCGGACAGUGAGCCGGCGGUGCCCCAGGAGGAGGAGGAGGAGGGUCCAGAUGUGAAGGCCGUGCAGGCCCAUUACCUGCGCAGCCCCUCGCCCAGCCGGUAUUCAGUGAUAUCAGACACUGACACAGAGAGCAUCUUCAUGGAGCCAAUCCAUCUGUCAUCUUCUGUGGCUGCCAAACAAAUCAUCAGUGAAGAGCUGAAGACAAAGGACAUCAGGGUGGACUCGGUGUGUCCCAGGAUGUUGGAGUCUGCGCAGCAGCUGAUGGUGGAAGAUCUGUACAACCGAGUUAAGGAAAAGAUUGAUGACACCAGCUUGUUUAACACGCCGUGUGUGAUGGACUUGCAGAGGGCACUUGUGAAGGACAGGCUGGAGACCCCCAGGGAUGCUGUGGAUGAAGUCUGGCCUAAUGUCUUCAUAGCAGAAAAAAGCGUUGCAGUGAACAAAAGCCGUUUGAAGAGACUGGGGAUCACUCAUGUCCUGAAUGCAGCUCAUGGCACAGGUGUCUACACAGGAGCAAGUUUCUACAAUGGCCUCAAUAUCCAGUACCUGGGCAUUGAAGUGGAUGAUUUUCCAGAUACAGAUAUCUCCAAAUACUUCCGCCCAGCUGCAGAGUUCCUUGACGAAGCCCUGCUGACUUACAGAGGCAGAAUCCUUGUCAGCAGUGAGAUGGGCAUCAGCCGCUCAGCUGUGCUGGUGGCUGCCUACCUGAUGAUCUACCACCACAUGACCGUUCUGGAGGCUCUGAUGACCCUGAGGAAGAAGCGUGCCAUCUACCCCAAUGACGGCUUCCUGAAGCAGCUGCGCGAGCUCAAUGAGCAGCUCUUGGAGGAGCGAGAGCUGGAGCGUUCUGGAGAUGAAGAUGUGACUCCAAGCCAAAGUCCUCUUCCCGGCACAGGGAUUUCUUCACGGCUGUCUGGAGCUGGGGACUCAGGGAGCAUCAAGGGAGCCAAAGCCCACUCCAUCACAGUAGAAGAAGAGGACACCAGCAGCAUUCUGGGUAGUUUUAUGAGCUCUUCAUCAGUGGAAAAAACUAGCUGGGUUUCCAAACACUCCACCCUGAUCACUGAGGAGGAAGAGGAACAAUUGUAUGAGGAAUGGAGGAGGAAACAAGGCCUAUCUGCAAAGGAAGCAGGAGUUCACCAUGAAAGAAGAACAUCUCCAAAGCAUCCGGAUCAGGAAGAGGAGCAAUCUGAUGAGGAUGUGGAAUGGAGGAUCCAUGACUGGCAGCGCAGAAAUGAGAAAUACCAGAUGGCAGGUACAGCCAGGGAGGAGGAUGGUGAAUGCAGCCUGGGAGGAAGACCUUACCCAUCAGGUGAAUUCAGUGAUGCUGAGAGCGUGAGCAGUUUUGAGAUCCGAACCCUAAAAAAACAGCUGGAAGCCAGUAGCUUUAGCAGGAUGAGGAGGAGCCGCACAGGCUCUACGUCUUCUGAGAGCACCUGGGACAUGUGGAAUCAGAGGCUUCUGGAGAUUGAGAAAGAAGCUGCUCAGAGGUAUCAUUCUAGGAAUAAAACCUGUGGGGAGAGACAAUCCCCAGAAAUGGGAAGAAAGGAGAGGGAUGUGGAUGAGGAGAGUGUGUUUUCAGACUCUUCCUGUAGCUCCUUCUACAAUUUCUGCCAAAAGAACAAGGACAAGUUGACUCCUCUAGAAAGGUGGAAGGUCAAGAGGAUCCAGUUUGGCUUUCACAAGAAGGAUUUAGAAUCAUCAUCUGUGCCAUCUCCAGCAGAGGAUGGCAGCCAGACAGGUCAGGAGGAAACAGAAGGGAAGAGUUUGUCAGAUAUUGAUCUGACUGCUUACCAGGCUUGGAAAAUGAAGCGGCAGAAGAAGGUGGGCAGUGAAAGCAGCAAGGAGGAAUUUGUGGAAUUUGCCAAAACUGAGGAUUCUGCUUCAGCUAAAAAGAAGCAGAGGCGUGUAGAGCUCCUUGAACGUUCAAAGAAAAUUUUAGAAGAAAGCCAGUCCAUGUGCAGCUGGGAGACAGAGAGUACAAUGAGUGGGAGUAUUCCCCUGUCAGCUUUCUGGCCUUCAGCACCUUCUGCAAGCGGUGCCGACGAUGCAGCUUCUGCCCUGAGCAUGCAGACAAAUCAUUCGUCUUUGACACAGGCCAGGAGUUGUACGGGAGCAACGCAGCUGCAGAUGCCAAAUAUACCCCUUCCCAGUCUCCCAGUUGGCCCAGGUGACACAAUAUCCAUGGCAAGCAUUCAGAACUGGAUCGCUAACGUGGUCAGUGAAACCAUUGCUCAAAAGCAGAAUGAGAUCCUGAUGCUGUCCCGUCCAUCGUCCGCCAUGGCCUCCCUGUCAGGAGACCUCGGCAGGCGUGCAGAUGAUGACAAGGUCUCUCUUCUCAGUGCUCAGAGUGGCUCAUCUCUCGCUGCCUCUCAGCUCCACCAGCAGGACCUGCACAGGGCUGAGUCUCAGUCUGUGCUGUCUUGCAAUACCUCCAUGAGCACAAGGACAGACAGGACUGCUUCAAACAUGAAGAUGAGCCAGACAAGCAAACCACUGUACAGCCUCUUUGCUGAUGAUGUUGACCUAAAGAAACUCAGGAGGAAGGAGAAGGAGAUGCAAAUGGAAAUGAGAGAAAAAAUGUCAGACUAUCAAAUUGAAAAGGUGAUCAGAGACAAUAAACGCAGCACUUUAUUUAAAAAGAAGGUGACCAAAGCAGAGGAAAAUGAAACAGAAGAUGACAGAGAGAGUACAACAAACAGCCACAGGCGUCCCUUGCAAGCAGAUUUUGACAGAACUGAUGCAGUCUUUGAUCUGUCCAGUCAACCUCCAACCUCAGGUGCACCAAAGUCAGAGGUAGAUACUGAUAUUACCAAGUGGCUCAAUGGCCUGAAAGCAGAAAGAGAACCACCAUCAUAUUAUGAUCAGACUGAGAAAGCUAGAGAGAAAUAUAGAUCAUCCAGAGUUAGACAGAUGGAUUCUGAGACAUCCAGUUACAGAUUCUGCAGAUCCCAAAGAAAAGAGCUAGAUAGCUGUUCUUCCUACGAGUCAACAGGAGAUUCACUGAGAACCAUGUCAAGAUUUUCCUCUGCUUCUGCAAAAGAGGACAAAAAGAUGUACAAGUUCACAAGGUCCAGGGUCAGUGAGACAAAUUCCAGAGGAAACAGCCCAGAGCUGCAUGUUUUCAGCCAGUCACCUGAACCCCCCUUUGACUCUGAAUCCCCUGAAUCAUCUACACAGAGCCGAGUUAGAGCUCAUCAUGUGGAGGCAUGUGAAGAGGAGGCCAGGUCAGACGUGUCAGAAUGUGGAGCAAAGAGAAAGUUCACCCAGAGCUUUUCAAAGUCUGAAGAGGAUGGAAAGAAGGAGGCAAAAGUGGAGCAAAGUGAAGAAAGGUUUGCAUCUAGGCAGGUCUCUCAGUACAGGCGAAGCACACGUAAAGAAGAGGAAGAAGAGAUGGAUGAUGAUGCCAUUAUUGCUGCUUGGAGAAGCCGACUAGAAGAAACUACAGCAAAGCUCCAGCGGAGAAGGGAAGAGUGACCAAGAUCAGACUACAGGAACACAAGCCACAGAGUCCCUGAAUCACUCACUCAUCAUUAAAUUUUUGAUAAUCCUUUGUGGUUUGUAGGGCAUUUCCUGCAGAUAGUUCUCUUCUUAAUCAAAAGCGAUGAAGGGAAGAGGUCAAGUUCUGCAAGUGUUUGUGGUUUGCCAGAAAGAAGAUGCUGGUAUUAAAUGAUCAAUGUAGGUAGGAACACAAUGUUAGAAGCCAUUAGGAGCCAGACGAUGUUUCAGCAGCAAAAGCAGGUAACAGUGACACCUCAAGUCAAAAGACCAAUCACAUCCCAUUUUGGUUAUUUCAAUUUCCUAGUGUCGUUAAAGACUGGACAUGUUUUUUCUAGGAUCUUUUUGAUCAUAAAUGGAAGAAGCCAACAGCCUUUUCUAGGAACUUAAAGAAUGUUUUUCUCUUAAUCAGUUUUACUUUAUACGACUGAGAAGAUAUUACCAGGUAGGCUCCAUUUUCUGCACCAGCCUUACGAGUGUCUAGAGAAAUAAGACAGUUCAGGGGAAUACAUGUUCUGUUUUACUUUACUAAGUAGCAGAAGCAAAGUGGAAUACUAGAAAAAAGAAGAUGCCUCCUGUUUAGAAGUUCAGUGCAGUAAUAAAUGUAUUCAUUGUUUUCCAUUAGAUGGAGUAAUCUCUGCUCCAGUAUGGUUGGUUCCUCCUAAUAACUUCAGGUCAACAAAGGAAAAAUGCAGUAAUAUUAACAGCCAUCCAAAAAUAAUUUUUUGAUGUAGUUAAAGAGAUAGAGUUAGGAUUAGUGUUAGUGUAGGCUGGGUUUCUGAGUAUUGACUUCACUUUGGUUUAUGUAUGCAGCUCAGCUAAGUUGGUGCUUUUGUGUUUAUAGUCAGAUUAAUUUUCAACAUGAUUGCCUUGAAAGAAAAGAGCAAUACACACACUGACCUCAUAAUAAAAUUGUUUAAUUAGACUAUAGGUGUAAGGUAUUGUGCACCUAAGGAGAAAUUGUGUGUCUGUGAAGGUGGCACCUGGAAGCUUGUUUUUAGGAGGUGGUGGUAGGUUCAAAUGGCAUCUUACUGUUGAAGUGUUCUUUGUAUCCUGAGCUACACAGGAAGAAGCCCAGCCUCCAUGGUAACUGAGUACUCCAGGUUAAGAGCCUCGGGUCUUCCCAUGCCCUGCAGAACCUUGUGAGCUAGUAUGACACAACCCAGCAGCUUGCCAUAGCAUCACUUGUGUGUCUUUCCACACCACAGCACCCAACCCUCACCAGUCAACAUCCUCCACGUCUCUCUUAGAAGCACAUAGGCUGGUUUCUACUGACUUUGGCUCUGGAAUUAUCAGUUCCCUCUUCUGUACAGACUGUAUUUUGAACCAACAAAGCCCUCUGGCAGAGCUGAAUCUAAAACAACAAUGGAGGGAUGAUGCAGUAGCGCUCUCUCACAGGAAGUUUGUCUUUUUCUUGUAAUCUCUUCUCCCUCCCACUGUGAUGCUUAGGGCUCACCAUUACCAUUAUGCUAGUACCUCUCCCUAUUUUAAUUGUGUAAUACAGACAGCAAGCUCCACAGGGCAAGGGCCUGCUCUUUGUCCCUGUCUGUAUGGCGCUACACACAUCAGCAAUGCUAUCUAAAUAAUGGUUACUGAUAACAAAAUGCAGCUGGCAAUUUUCCUAAACUUAGAAUCAUUUCUCUCAACUAUAACUCACUGAUCAGACAUUAUCCCUGCUUCUCUGAAGAUAAAGAUGAUUCUUUCUGACAGCCAGGACUGGGGUAAAUGAUAGCUACUUAUUCUCAGGUGAAUGGAGUCUCACAAUCAGGUGAUUAACCAGUAACAAAGGUAGAAAAAAUAAGAGAAAUCACUUACUUGUGUGGGUUGUUUUGGGGUUUUGUUUUUUUUUUUUUUUUAGUAAACUCAGAUUACAUUUCUGAAAUACAUAAGGAACAUGGUUGUGCUAAUGUUUCAGGCAUGCAGAGAUGCUCUAUGGUUUAUAAUGCUCUUCUACUAUAAAAUAAUAUAUAAUACAAUGCAUCCCUUGUUUCUGCAUAUUUCUGUGAGUUGUUAUUUUUAAAGUAGUGAAAUUCCAGGCCUUGAGCCACAUUCUGAGAAUUUAUAUUGAAUUUCUGCAGUGCAUGUUAGGAUAGGCAUUUUCCUCUUUCCUUCAUCCCUGGUAAAGUUGCUCCACAGAAAACAGCUCUGCAUAGACAUAUUUGGAGCUUGCUUUAAUUUCAUCCUAGAAAAGGUCUUAAGUUUUGAUGGAUCAAAGUGGAAGUGUGCAAUACCUUCUGGCACUGAAUUUACUUUUUUAUCAAAGGCUGAUUCCCUCUGAAAAAUCCCUCUCCUGCUUCCUGUGCCUGGGUGUUCCCAGCAGACAAGCCUGUCCUCUGCAGUACUGCAGGGGGCAUCUCGAGCUGUAAAAGACAAGCAGUAGAUGAUGUAGUAAUUGGUUUCAUUUUGCACUGUACAGCACAGCCUUUGUUUGGGCAGCAUUUUGAUUUAAACACUAAUCUAGGUCUGCUGCACAAAUAAAUUAUUCAAGACCGAGGGGCAGAAUAUGGUUCUGUAACAAGUCUGAGCCAGACCGUCCUGAUAGCGAGUUUUGACCCUUGUGAGAAAGGGUUAAGUGGGUUCUGCUGACUCAUUGAGGUAGGUGGCUUAUUAGUUCGCUUGUGUAAAAGGGAGAUAAAAAUGGUUUGCUGGGGAGAGGCCAUCUAAGAUGCUGGCUGAGCAGCCAUGAGGGAGAAGCCUUAGAAAUAGCUGAACUUUAUUUUCUUAUUGCUUAUAUCCUUGUUAAUAAAGCCAAACCCCCAAAGCAAUAAGGGGGUGGGGAUCAUUUUGGACUCCAUGCAGUAUAUGGCCGGUGCUUGAAAGCAAGAUGGGAAAGGCUCCAGCUCACAGGUAUAAAUUACAUGAAACAGUGACAUAAAGACCUUGCAUGGUGAAAAUAUUAAAGCAUUCAGUCAUAAGACCAAUAACCAGGAGAGACAGAAAUGGAGGGGUUGAAGGCAGGCUAGAAAGUCAGGUUUUAAGAUGAGAAUUUAGAAGGAGAUAAGGAAGUACUGAAAGGGGAGAGGUCUGCACAGAUUGUUUCAGGUGACCAGAGCUGCAGAGUGAAUGGUUUUUCAGCAAUGACACCAGUCUGACAGUAGAUUAAAAGAGUAAAUAAGUACUCAAAUUUAUCUAGGAAGGAUUUUUCAGCAAAGAUGUGCUGGGACUGAUAUUUUUUCUCCCUCUCAGUUUGCUGCUGUAGGGAGGAGGGGUUUUUUGGCAUUGUAUAGUGGAAGCUGAAAGUGAAAGGAGCAUCCAUACGGUCAGUUAAGAAUAUAAACACAAGAACAUAAGAAAGGCUGUAUGGGGUCAGACCAAAGGUCCACCUGGCUCAAUAUCCUGUCUCUGAUAGAGAACAACAGCGAAUACCUAGGGAAGAAUAAAUACAGUGAUAAAAGUGUUAUUUCCCCAGCAUGAUCUUCCAGCUUCUAAUCAUUUGCAACUCAAGGACUUCCUAAGCCAGGUGUGAUAUUUUUGUAUUUAAUAGCCCUUAAUAGGUUUUCCUUCUAUGGAAGUGCCUAGUAAUUUUUGAGUUAUAACCACUAUAGCCUAGUACCCACUAGCCUCUGUGACCUCUUGUAGCAAGAAGUCACACAAGUUACUGCACACAAAAUGCUAAGCCAUCUUCUUUCUGCCUGUUCGGAACCCUCUGCCCACUAGCCUUCAAUGCCAAUCUAGUCUCUGUUUAGUAUCUGCAUGUCCCACAAGAUUUCGUUUUGUCCCAUCCUUAAUUCUCUUGUUUUUCACCUGCGUUACUUAUUCCUCCUAUAGGGGCUGCCCCAUGUCUCUUCAUUGUCCUGGCCAUUCUUCUCUGAACUAUUUCUAGUCCUGCUUUGUCAUGUUUUGAGAUGAGGGACCAAAUCCUCAGACAGUAUCCAGGGUGCAGGUGUGGCAUGGAUUUAUUCUAUGGCAUAUUGACCUUUUUUUUCUCUUUUCUGUUCCUUCCCUAUUGACUGCUACAGUGUGCAUGUUUCGUUGGCUGUUGCUGAGCACCAGAGUGAUGUUUUCAUUGAACUAUUUAUUUUAUGCACCAAAUCUUGUUGGAUAGCAAUGGUCAGCUCUGAGAUCAUAAUUUUCUAUGUAAAGUUUUCUUAUUUGUAAUGUUUUACAUUUAUUAAUCUUGAAUUUCAUCUGCCUUCUUAGUUCUCAGUCUCUCUGUCACAUUAAGUCCUUCUGCAUUUCUCCACAGCCAUCCUCCCAUUUCUACUGCUCUGUUUCCUUAAUGUCCUUUGAACAAGGUAGAAACUCAGAGGAUGUGGGAAGCAAAGAAGUUAAGGAGGGAUAGAUGAGAGAGAAACCCAUUUGAUGUUGAUCUGCUUGAAGUAAGAAAUAAGAAAGUGAUGAAAGUCAGAGAGCUAGGAGAUAAAUGUUCAAAAAGAGAUCUGAAGACAAUAGGCAAAUUGAGAAGGGAGCCUACAGUGGUCAGAGACAGGAAGAUACAAAUGUAAGCCAAAGAGGCCAAUGCAAAAUAUUAAUUUUUUUAGAGGUAUCAAUGUCUGGGAAAAGGUUAGGAGGCAACAUCUGUGGGAAGAAAGGAGAUACAAAGGAGUUACAAGUCAGUGAGAAUUGUGAAGGGGACUGGGAGAAAUGGAAAGAGUGAGAGACAUUAGUGGGACACAGAUGAUAAAAUGACAUCGGUGCUGGAUUGGGAAUUCAAUGUGUACAAGCAAGUUUGAAGGAAGUGGAAAUGUGCCAGAAAUAUGUUAUUCCUACUGUAAGUGCUGCAUUUUGCAUUGUAAUGCUCAUAGCGGUGGGGCCAUGGCCCAUUUCCCCCAUCUAGGAAUUUCAGGACAAUGUGAUUUAUUGCGUGCAGCACUAGCUUAGACUGGAUAAUUUUAAAAGGAGUUUAGCACCACUUCCUUCCUUUACAGCUCCUUGAGAAAUGCUUACACAUUAGCUGUGGUGGAGAGCUAGGUGAAUUAUGAGACAAAAAGUUUUAUUUGGGGAGGUUAUGUUGCAUUGCCUGCCUUUCCUUAAAGGGUGUAGCUGGAAUUCAUUCAAUAUAGACAUUAUAAUGUGAAAACACAGUAUCCAUGACCUUCCUAAAUUUAUAGACAAUCCAACAAAGGUACUGAAAGCAUGUGAUUAAUAUAGUCUAGGGCUUGGAAACAGACACUGCAUACUCAUGUAAUCCAGCAAAUCUCUUUGAGAGCUAUCUACCUAUUCUCUGAAAUUUCACUUGUCAUGGAGAAAAAUGAAAGUGAGUCCGAUCUCUGGCUGUUCUAAUUGUGAAGGAAACUUCCAGAAUGGGAAGUAUGUGUAACAAAUAAACUGUUCUCUAAAGAGGUGAAAGCAUAGGUCUAAAUGGUGUGUGAAUUGCCCCAGUCAUUUCAGCAAGGUUCUAACUUAUUUGCCCAGAAGUAAUAAUUUAAAUGCCAAUAAUAUCUGUCACCCUGUACUUCAUGUAAUAAAUUGAAAAAGCUUCAAAGUGCAUGUAUUUAGCUUGUGUAUUGCCAAUACAAGCAUAAUCUGCUUGAAUGAGCACCCUGUCAUUGUGGUUGGUUUUGUUGUUUUCUGGUUUGUUUGGGGGUUUUUUUGUUUGGUUGGUUUUUUUGGUUUUGUGGUUUGUUUUUUUUUUUUUUUGCUUAGGGUGCCUUUUGUUCUUUGUACUCUUUUGGUACAUUUCAACAUAUUCAGGAGCUGAUUUCAUGUUGUUUCUAGCUAUCCUCCUGUUACAACCACUCAGUAGCUUCUGAGCUUGGUGUUUUCAUGUGACUGCUGUACCUCUGCCACAGGGUGCACACACACACAAAAACACACAGAGAUACAAAGAGAAAACAUUAUUUGUGACUUAUAAAAGCAGGCAACAAUAUGAAUUCAGUUCUUCCCAGGACUAUUCAAGUGUGGUGAUGUGAAAACUGUCUUAGAGAGCUGGAGAAGGGACAUCCUGUCUGUGCUUUGAACCUUCCCCUCUGAAUUGCAUUUCAUUUUUAUUUGCAUGUAUCUUUAAAACAGACAAUUUUAAUCCUUAUACAAGAGCAUAACUGCUUCCACAUCUGAUUCAUAUCUGCAGGUAGACUGGUUUACUUUUAGUUAAGAUCUGUGUGCCCCGGAAGACACAAAUGUGUGUAAUAGAAAACUAGCUUUAUUGUUAACUAUGAAGAGAACAUUGUCUCUACAUAAUCAGUCAAUCAAUCAAUCAAUCAAUCAAUCACUUAUUUUUUUCCAGUGCACCCUUCAUGCCAACAUGCCUGAAUGCUUUAUGGUCAUUAAAUUAAAUCAAAGAACACACCACAGAAUGGACAAGGCCAGAUCAAUAAAUCUUAAAACCUGAUUCAAACUUACCAAGGACUCUGCACAAGUAACCAUGACAGGAAGGAUGACUCCAGUCAGGAGGGCAUGUGUGUGGGCAUAAAACUGAAACAAGACUUAGCUGAUACUAAUUAGAAGACAGAAACAUUUAAAGGAACUUAUUUUUUGUAAUUUUUAUAGCAUCACCCAGCUGCCAACACCAUCAACCUGCACCUUAAUGUCUUAAAAGUAUUUUGAGGUUUAUGAGUGAUAUAAGAAAAUAACAAUGGUGGCAAGAACUUUUUAUAACUUUUAACAGCUGCAUGCUUCAGGGCACCUCUUGCCUAAUUUUAAAGAUUUGCCUAUUUGUGAUCUCUCCAUUUGAUUAUUGCAGGGCACCAUAUUAAAGAAAGAUGCAGUAAACACCAGCUGGCAAUAACCACAGUAUGACUGCUCUGUCUUCAUGGACCAUCCCAGCAAUUUGAUCUUUGCAAUGACUCCAUGCUGAACUCAGAUCCAGUCAGAAGUCAUCCAUUAGCUGGGCAGAACAUUUCUCCCUCCUUGCUUGAGAGGAGAGCUUUAUGAAACUGCAAUACCUUUUAUGAAACUGCCAAUUAAUGGGGAGCUUUGUACAUUUUGCUCAUAGAAAUAUCCCAGUAGCUGUCACAACCUAUGGAGGUUCAUUCCCAAAGCACAUAAAAUGACCACAGGCCUAACUGCGUUCAAAACUAAAAGCAAACCCCAGUUCUUCAACUUAAACUUCCUUCCCUCAAUAAUGUCGAGGCAUGUGCUCCUCAGUCUGUGAAUUGGAUCAAAAAUAUUGCCUAGAGGCAAAGGGUCAGAGGAGAUUCCACUUAUGAAAAACAGGAGGCCCUCAAAAGGGUGCAACCUCAGUUGCUGAACAGAUACCACAAAUAGGAUGGAUAAAAGCCCACAUGAGACUGGUAUGUGAGCAAGCAGAAGCUGACAGUUGCCCCUCAGGAAUAGAGUAUAAAGCUUUCAGUUCUGCAGGAGAUGUGAUCUGAAAGUCUGCUUCCUGGAAGCAAUCGCACCUGAACUGUUGCAUGGUGCUGCAGUUGCAUAAUUUAAUAGUUGUCAUGUUUCAUUCCAAGGUGAGUGUUCUUGGUGGUAGUGUACAUAAAAAAUUUGUAUGUCAUUAGGGAUAAAAGGUUCUAUGCCAGACAAGGUCAGAUAUUAUCCUCACGAGUGGCAGAAGAGGUCCAUAUUAAAACAAAGAAGGUGUUUGAUUUCCUUUAGAACGUGGGCAGAUGAUUCAGACCCACGUGCCCUUCAUAUGCUCUGUCUCUCCCCUUCCUAUCCCCUUUCUUUUGAAACAGAUUUAAGUCCAUCUACUUUUAUAUUUUCAAACAAAACCCAUAAAAGGGCCAUAAAUAUCAUGACUCGCUAAAAUGAAAGCUGUUUUCUUCUUCUCCCAGGAGACUCCUGCCUGAGAGAGAGACAGAAAGAGUUCACCUCUUUGAAAAUUUCCUCCUCUGUCGAAGUAAAGCUGGUAUCUAAAAGCAGCCUUCAAGGCUUUGUUCUUAUCAUCUUGACCUGGCUUUGUACUGGCUUCUCUCUGUAUUGCUUGUGGAAGUGUGAAGGACGGGGCUAGGGGAAGGAGUUUUGGCUAUCACUGGCAGAGCAAGGGUCAUGCUUGGAAAGGGAUUUCAUUGUGGUUUCAGAAAACAUUAUAAACUCAGUGCAGUGGCAGAAAGAAUGAAGAAACUCAUUCCCUUCCUGGAUCAGACCAGUGAUCCACCCUUUGUGUCUCUGAUGUUGGCCAGAACCAGAUUCACCUCAGAAGAUAUAAAAAAAGUUUAAGUGGGUAAUUAUGGAAUAACCUGCCCUGAGUAAAAUUUUCUCCCCUUCUGGCCCAAAGCCCUCCUUCAUCUCUCCUCCUUGGUUAGAGUUCAACUCCAUGCCCUGAAGCCUGACGGCUUCUCUCCCUUCCAAACCGCUUUUCAUCCUGGCCUGUCUCAUGUAACUGCCUGUGACAGUGAUGGGAUGUAUAGGUCUUGUCCACUGAGAGUCUGUGACAGAUCAUAGCCUUAUUGGAAAGAGAGGCAGAGAGGCUGAAGAGAAGGCGAGGGAGGAGAGCAUAAACUCAGAUGAAAUAUCCAUCAGGAAGAUGGAAAGAAGAGUGAGUGCCUGGGAAACUAAUUGCUGCCUGCUGAUGGAGAUAGCUUGCAAGUGAGCAGUUUUGGUUUUCAGAGAUUUCAGCCUGAAGCACACUAGGAACGUCAACUCUUGGUUGAAACUACUGUUCAUCAAUAUUUCCCUACAUAUAUAUAUAUAUAUAUAUAUGUAUGUAUAUGUAUAUAUAUAUAUAUACACAUAUUUUUUUUUAAGCUGUAGAAGUAUGACAGUAGUCCUGAGAAAACAAUUCCAUUAUAAUCUAAGGGAGCUUUUUCUUCCACUGAAGUUCACUACUCAUUUCUGAAAAGGUAUUGGCAUCAUUUGGGGCUCUUAGACACUGAACAUGGAGGAAAAUCAGGCUAUUUUUCUACUGCCCAAAAACUAUUUAGGAAUCCAAAGUUAGAUAUCCUGCCUAGGUCCUUAUCCCUAUCACACAGAGAUGGCUGCUCAUAAUCCCAAGUUGAGCAAAGCCCAGCUUCUGUGGAUUUGUUUGGCCAUCGCACAGAGCAUCAAAAUUUAUGUGACACAAUGCCAGUUGCCCCAAGGUAAGGAUUAGAAUUGUCCAGCACAUGAAAGCUCUUGACUUUUUAGACAUCGUCAACAUUAUCGCAGGGGAUAGCACUACACCACAAAAAGCAUUAACAAAGUUCCAGGGAUUGUUUAAAUGGACUUUCUAGAUAGACACUUUCCAGUUGUAUGCAGGUUGAAUGACAGCUUUCACUUAUUUGUCCAGGAGCUCAACAAUUCCUAGGGAGAGGGAAAGAAGAGCUAGGUUUUGGAUCAUAUCCAAGUCUCAGUAAUGAUUAAUUUCACUCCCACAGUAUCCACUGUUUCCCAUAUCCCUUUCCCUCAAAAGUGUGGCAGAGGGAUCUGGAGUUUUACGAGUGAUGGGUGUUGAAAUCACACCCAGUCUCCUGGAUACCACGCUGAGGUGUUCAAAGCAUCCUGCUGGUGUUGGCUGAGCACAGGAGAUUGUUCAUUAAGAAAAAUGACUGUAUCAUUCAUACUGGGCACAGCUGCAGUGAGCAGCUCAGUGGCAGUGUUCAAGGCUCUGUAAUCUCUUGUUAGUUGCCACUUGCCAUUAGAUUUUUUUGCUGGCCAUAAAGGAGAAUUGUAGGGGAAAUGAGACGUGACGAUAAUUCCCUGUUCUUCCAGCUCCUUUAUCAAUUCAGUAACAGGACAAAUAGCAGCAGAAGGUAAUGUGUAUUGUGGAAUAUUAACUGCCUUACUAUGGGGUAAAGGAGCAGCUGUUUGCAACAGAUUAGCAGUCAGAGAUGCAUCUGUAGGAGAUAAACUCGGGGACAGAAAGGGUGAUGUCCCUAUUUCCCAUUUUCCCCACGACUGACCCUUCAAUACAUCCAUGUCCAGUAUAUUAACGGCACCCAAAAGUAAGGUCAGGUGGAUUGUCUGUCCCUUAGACAGAAUCAGCUUUGCCCUGAGCAGAGGGUGGUUGGUGGGUUUCCUAUUGUGGCCUGCCAUAGAAACUUGACUGCUUUCAGAGCAGAGGCUGCCCUUUGUAAGUGUCCUUAUGUACCAUGGAUAUCUGGAUUUCUGUCAGUGAGGAACGUUGUGAGGUAGGGAUGGAUCAUUAAUUUGGGACCAUCAUCUUGGGACUGAGAUCCUCAGCAGUGGGAGUAGCACCCACCUUAGUUUCCUAAAUAUCCAGUCUAGGUUUAGUGCUGGUAGGUUUGGAUAUAUUCCUGAGCUUACAGCACUUGCAUGCUCUAUCCCUUUGAACCAUAUGGUGUCACCCCGUCUCCAAACACAGAUCCCAGAGGGUUAUGAGAAGUAAAUGAGGAAAACUUGUCCAUUGCCACAAAAGGAAAACUGGUAUCUCAGAGACAGCUCCUUCCCUAAACAUAUUUUCCAUCAUCUUUUACACUCAGGAGUCACUUACCAGGUUUCUCAAUUUCUGCUUUUGUCUUUCACACAGAAGCAGGCUCGCUCUUUUACAUUUUCUCUGGCUGCGGAUCUCCCUUGGAUCUCCCUGGGAUGUGUAGUGGUAUAUCUGCCAGCCUACGCUGAAGGACAUCAUGAAGAAUAAUACCAUUUAAGCUCAUCUUAUUGGCCAAUGCUAAAGAUUCCCACACCCCCUCAGUUUCCAUUAGACACACAUCAGAAUUGUGCAGGCUCCCAAAUCACAUCCCAAGGAUGCAGUUCUGCUGGGAGGGGUUGUCAGGCUCCUGGGGCAAGGGGUGCUGGUCCUUCUAAUUCAGCUAAAAUCACUGUUUUACCAUGGCUGCAUAAAGGUCCUUUAGUUCUUCCUGGUACCUGUCGUGCCUACCUGGCUUUGCUUCAGUCCAAUGCUGCUGCUUCCUGCAUACAUCAGGCCUUAGCAUGAGCUGGGUUGGCCAAACCAGGAACCUGAGUCAGAAAGCCCAGGAUCUUAAGCAAACAAAUGAAAACAAACAAAAGGGCUUGGUUUUAUUAUUAUUAUUAUUUAUCAGGAAAUGUAGUGAGAGGAAGUGGGGUAACCAUUUUAAACUGAAAAAGCGUAGAUUUACAUUAAAUAGUGAGGUAGAUUUAUGUGAAAUAUUGGGAAGAAAUUCCUUACUGUGAGGGUGGUGAGGCCCUAGCACAGGUUGCCCAGGGAAGCUGUGGAAGCCCUAUGUCUGGAAGUGCUCAAGGCUGGGUUGGAUGGGGCUCUGAGCAACCUGGUCUGAUGGAAAGUGUCCCUGCCUAUGGCGGGGGGGUUGGAACUGGGUGAUCUUUAUGGUUGCAUCCAACCCAAAACAUUCUAUGGUUCUAUGACUGUUUUCUUCUAAUCCACUUACACAGUGCCACUGCCUGCUAUGUAUAGGGUGAUAAGAAUCUUAUUUCACUGAACUGACCUUACUCAUGUGUCCACAGCUUGGUCUGAUGAUGCUUACACACUGUAAAAUAAUCCCUUAUUUCUGUGGUAAAUCUCUCUUGUAUCGACAAUUAAGUACCCUUUAUAAUUCCAUUUUUUCGCUAUGUUUACAACAACAUAGCUAUUAAAAAUGUAUAGAAAAUGUAAAUAACUUACCUAAUAUUUUUCCUAGACAGCUUUCUCCUUGGCUCUCCUUCAGUUAUGAAUGCCUUGGAGAAGAGAUCAUUCUUGCUUAGUGCCUGAAAAUGCCUAAGCUUCUAGGGGGAGCUACAGUAAAUAAAAAAAAUUAUGCUGGAUUCUAUUUUCACUAAAAGAAAAAUAGAAAGGCAUGUUAUAACCCUGAUUUGGUGUGAUUAUACUGUAAAUAGGCCAUAAACAGUCAAAGGGAAAAUAACCCACAAUAUUCACACCUUUGAGAGACUGUGAGGUGGUAAUCGCUAUUCUUCCCUGCUGUUCAAAAUAUUUUCCAAGUGUCCUCGAAACUGCAUUGGCAGCAGAAUGUGGCCCAAUUCAAGGGCUUUAAUGCUACUGCUAAGUAGAAAUGAUUUUUGUCCUCGAAAUUUUCAGUGAAAUAGUCUGUAUUUUGCAAAAGAAAAAGCAUAGCUAUUCACUGCAAAAGCACUAAGAAAAAAGGCAGAGACCAUCAGAAAUCUUUCUGACAAGACAAUUCCAUGUUUAAAAACAAAAUUGUCCAAUUAAGCAAAAAGUACAAAUGUUGAAUUUCAAAAAUAGGUAUGUUCUAUAUUAAGAUGACAAAGAAUUUCAGUAUUUCUUGCUGAAGUUAAUAGGGAGCAUAACGUCCACUUUAUACAUGGGGAAACAGAAACAGAGAUUUGCCUUCAGCUCAUUUUUUUCACUUUUCCCCAAGAACUGUUGCAUUUUCCAUGCCACACACAGAACUGGAAUUUGAAACAGUUGGUGUAGCUUACCUUUAAGACCACAACCCUUCUUUACAAGCAGCAUGGCUACCUCCGCCUUCACAAUGCCACAGAAGAGCUCUGCCAGAGAAUCGUUCCAAAACCUUGCAGGGAGAUGCUGUGCUUUUCCUGCCAUCUGUGGUGAGAAUCUUUUUCAUCUUAUAUCCAUGCCCAUACUCAACACUUUAAAAUCUUUCACCUUUAUGACCUGUUAUUUCUCAGCAUCUUUUUGGGCUGACAGAUAGCUAAGGAUAUAGAUAUUUACUGUCACUGCAUUAAUAUCCAGAGGUCUUAACUAGCACCAGGACCCCACUGCAGCACGUACAGUACAGCAUGCAGCACAAUUCUAGAUGUUCUUGCCCUGAAAGACUUGCAAGUUAAAUGAAUGAAACAGACACAGGCUGGGAGAAAGAGAUUGCAUCUGUAAGUGUGUUUGAGAGCCAGAAACUGAGCCUGGUGUUGUACAUGGAUACUGCAGCAGCAGAAGCAGGAAAUUUCAAAAGAUAGGGCUAAAUUCAUCUUGCUAACAAACAUUCUCCAUCAGCAAUCACUCACCUCUCUGUGGUGCAAUUAAACACUCACUGGCCUCCAGAGAGCAUAAGCACAACUUUCUAAACUGGUGAUUAAGACCUUUGUCUGUGAGGGGCAGACAUAUGUUUCAGGCCUUUUUCCACAGAGUGUGUGAUGUGAAAGAGUAUAGCAUUUAUCAGUGCAGGCUUUUCCCCUCCCAAGUCAUGGCCCCUGGCUGCUACCCUGCAAAGCAGCAGGGCUCUGCCUUUUUGGUCCAAAGAAUACUUAAAUAACCAUUUCAAAAGGAAAUCGUUAAUUUGGGACUCUUAACAGAAUAAUCAACAGCACAGGGAAAGAGCCUGAUGCCUCCUUAGACCCAGAUUCAGGUUCUCUGAGUGAGUUAAAAUGCUGUCUUCUGAGAUGGCCUGAACACUGAGCUACUGAGUUGAAACAUGCCCCUCUCUGCCUUUUGUCACCUGCUGCUGAUGGGCUGUGUCUUGUCUGUGGAUAAGGGUGGCGUUAGAACUGAAGGUAACUUCAGGUCUGCGAGCACAGGCCAGGGAGAAAUUCCUCAUUGCAGUUUCAUGUUUAUCCAUCAUAACCCGGUGUAAUUGCAGACUGUCCCUAAAAUAUGUCGGACUGAAUUUUGCAGUGCUUCAAUCAUCUUUUGGAUCUGGGUCACACUGAUGGUACAGGUGCUUUCAAAUAUAAAUACAGGCCAUCACAUGGAUGGGACAUACACUCCUGGCAAAACUGGGCACUCUUACCAUGUUUACUGUGUUUUUCUGUUUGAGAAGUGAUUCAGAAACAAUCAGAUUGGUUCUGGCUCUGUGUGGCAGAUUGCACUUGAGCAUGCAGCAGCCUCCUAGCCAGCAGAAAGCUGGGCUAAAUCACCCACUGGAAGUACAAGCCUGCUUUAGCAUUUAACACUUCCUUAGCAUUUAACAGUGAAACUCAGCAAAACGUCAGCUUUUAUUUUUGCGUUGUCCUAGGCUCAAAGGCUCCCAAGGCUCAAAAGAUUGCAAAUGCCUCUGGAGUAUCAAAGCUUCAAAUCCAAUGUAGCCUGGCUAUUAUUCCCUUCAGCAUGGGCAGUUACAGAGAUGGGAUGAAUGCUCCCUAUCUAGAUAAUUUAAAACCUGUGUUUAGCAUUAAUUCUGUCAGUUCGGAAAGCAGGCAGCUGACAACACAGGGCAAUGGAAUGCCCUGGGUUUCUGCUGGACUUGCACAUGGUAAGAGACGAUCGUGUGUGCUUGCUGGAAUGGGAGGGGUUUAGGUGAGAUUAGUGAACAGGUAGAAGAACACACUCCGAGGGAAAGGUCUUGCCAAGAUUCAUGCAGGUAGUGGCAUCAGAAAGGUGCUGCAUGUGGCACAUUACAAUGGACACACUAAAAGUCUUCCUAUUCCCUUAUUCUACCACAUGGACUGAGUUACUGUGAAAAUCAUGUUCCCUGCACAAAGGGACAGAAUAAAAUACUGUUUGGCUUAAACCUAUUCCUGCUUGUGAAGGUAAAUUAAAUCUGUUCUCCUUCAAAUUUCUUUUGUUCUGCUACUUUUAUCUUUGUGGAAAUUUUCUUUGGUGACUCAUCUGUUGUUGUCAGCCUCACCCUUACAGGUGAAAAUCAUGAACCCUUCUGAAGUUACAAGCUCUGGGAACAUGUCCUAGAGGCAACAUGGAGUUACAUAACCCCAAACAGAGUGCACUGCUUUUCCUGCCCUCCUCUGUGCCAUCAUUUGGGAGAAAGUUCUGUAGGCCAGAGAAACCAUAUUCAUAACAUCCACUAUUUAAGGCUCUCACUUGGAGUCUUUCCUUGCAGUAAGAACUGACAUACUGUCAAAGUUGACAGCACUAUGCCAGUUUAUUGCACCAGAAGACCUGGUUUUUCCUUUCCUCCCAUCUGCAGAGCUUGGCUGCUCCCAUUAUAUGAACCCUUAGUCACUCCUGCCCCUAAUAAAAUCUCCAUGCUUCACAUGCUCCCUCAGCCUCCCUUUGAUUCGUGCUCCCAGAGUCUUCCUCGCUGCUGACGUCGGGAGCCUGCACAGCUCUGUAAUUUCCCGACAGCCCUUUUCAAACACUGCCUUUUAAUCAGGUGCUGUGUUUUACCAACACUUCCUUCUCUCACUGAAUGCUUUUGAAGCGAGGCUGCUAGCACUGGUGGGGUUCCUUCUCCACUGCCCUUUUUUGUUGUUUCCAUACAAAAUUCUAGGACAGAAUUUUGUAGCUUUUUAGAUGCCCUGAUUUUUUUAAAUUUUUUUUUCUGUGUUGUGAUCCUAAUUUCCUGCAGGAUUUCUUCUUCCUCUCCUGGGAAAUUUGUCUCUAUUUCUGGCAUCUGUCCUUCCUAACCCUUCCCACGUUUCUUCCCUUCUAAAGACAGGGGAAAAGAAUCCAUUUAAUAUUUUUCUGUAGUAACGUCUAUCUCAUCUGUCAAUAAAUUACCCUUUGCCAUCUCUGGGAGACCCCUUUGUCUCCCUUCACUGACCUUAUUCUGUACCUUGCCUGGUUUUUUUUUAAGGGAGGAUGCAAUAUCCCUGGGCUGUCAUUCCAUGAAGAACAGC
This is a messenger RNA of Motacilla alba alba, 19154 nucleotides long. It is a transcript of the gene STYXL2, whose product is annotated as serine/threonine/tyrosine interacting like 2. The transcript is spliced from 6 exons. Lineage: Eukaryota; Metazoa; Chordata; Aves; Passeriformes; Motacillidae. The record is from RefSeq and is a predicted model, not a curated record. Gene Ontology annotation, cellular component: cytoplasm. Gene Ontology annotation, biological process: negative regulation of MAPK cascade; protein dephosphorylation. Gene Ontology annotation, molecular function: protein tyrosine/serine/threonine phosphatase activity; MAP kinase phosphatase activity. The coding region runs from base 444 to 3938 and encodes 1164 amino acids.